This is a messenger RNA of Prosopis cineraria, 996 nucleotides long. RefSeq lists its product as uncharacterized. The coding region runs from base 106 to 345 and encodes 79 amino acids. The record is from RefSeq and is a predicted model, not a curated record. NCBI's taxonomy places the organism in Eukaryota, Viridiplantae, Streptophyta, Magnoliopsida, Fabales, Fabaceae. The transcript is spliced from 2 exons.
UACAUUUGCUUUGAAAAACUUAUAAAGUUGAUCGCAUUGAAGCAAAUAGCUAAAGCUAGCUAAUACUAGAAUUACCAUAUCCAUAAACAAGAAGAAUAGAGAUCGAUGGGUGUGUUUUCUCUAUGCCGUUUUCUGAUGGCUCUUCUAGUUAUCGUUUCCACUCUUUUCUUGCAGUGCCCCAACGCUAAUGCAGGUAUGACGAUGAGGAAACUGGCUGGUUCUCUGCCAAGUAGACCACCUCCACCGAAUGGGUCUGUGCCCAGAGUUCCAGCUUUCAAAUCCCCUCCACCGCCACCACGGCCGGGUCCGACCCAAUUUCCUCCACCUCCACCGCACUAUAGCUAGACAUUUUCUAGAAUGAUCAAGAGAAUUAAUAAAGGAUGUGUGUGUGUUUGCAUAUCUGUUUCUUUUCUUCAUGGAGCGAGUGAGUAGCAGAAUCUGGAUUUCACAUGUGCAAGGAGCAUAUAUAUACGUAAUUUCUUCAUUGUAAUAUUGAACUCCAUCAUCUGGACUAAUACACUUUGCAAGGGCCGUGGAAUUUAUGAGCUAGUCAAUAAGUCAAAUGAUGGGGCUAAUAUCUGUGUGUUUACAGCUAAUUGAGAUGUCUAGUGAUGGCGAGCAUUUUGAAGCUUAAUAUUCGAUGAAGGGUUUGGCGGGCCUUAGUUUUCAAAUCUAGAAAAAUUGAAAAGAGACUCAUUUCCUGGUUAGGUUUUCUUUUUUUUUGGCCGAAUUUUCUGGUUACUUAACUUCAAUUCUCAAGCCUUCCAAGCAUUCGAAUAGCUAGUUCGUAUAUUUUUUAAUAAUAUAUUGUUUGAUAUAUAUUUUUUAUAUCAAAAGAAGAAAUUCAUUUUAACUUUAUUAGUAAAGAAGUGAACACAGAGAAAUGUGAGGUGAUGAAUUCGAGCUAAGGAUUCAAGUGUGCCUUCCCAAAACUCAAGUCAAUGACCUCAUAUUUUUCUUAGUGCUAAUUGUGUUCAUUUUCUUAUCAAUUGGUUU